UUCUUCUUCGUAUCAAAUCGUUUAAAAUAGAAAGAAAGUCUAUGCGAUCUACAUGAUCGAUCGAAUCUAUCAGAGCUAUUAAAAAUGUACGAGAGAAAAGAGAAACUGUUUCUCUCUAUCUUUUUGAAAGUUUAAUUGAACAAAUGUUUCAUCGUUGUUGUUUCUAGUUACUUUUACUUAGAAAUAAAAAAGUAGUUAACAAGCAAUAAUGUUACAAACAAAUUUCGUUUCUCACGAUACAAGAUAGGAUGAAAUAUUAAACACUUUCCCAUAUUUUUUUAUACAAUGUUACAAUGUUAUUACCAUAUGAGUAUUUAAUAUUGUCUUCUAACGUUUUUAUUGUUGUCCAUAUAUAAAAAAAAAGUAGUAAUUGUCUGAGUGUGUAGAGAAAUUUAAACACAAUGGUUACAUCAGAGUCAAAGAAAUAUUCAAAAGACUACGAAUGGGCCGUAAGAUUAAAUCGAUUUAGUUUAAAUCUAAUUUGUCUUUGGCCUGUGGAAGAACAAAAUAUAAGAAAACAAUCUUGGACGAAAUUACAUAUAAUAGCAUGUUUUAUGCUAAUAACUUUUGUUUGUACGAUUCCUUGCUUAUGUGCUCUUAAACAAUGCAAUACUUUAAUGGAAGUGACGGAUAAUCUUGCAUAUUCUAUUCCUUUGAUAAUAACGACAAUAAAAUUUAUUGUAAUAUCCAGCAAGAAGAAAGUUCUCUCACCGAUUGUAAACAUGAUCGCAAAAGAUUGGCUAAAAUUAAAAACUGACUAUGAAAAAGAUGUAAUGAUACAGCGAGCAAGAAUUGCAAGAAUAAUCAAUAUAUUUGGUUAUAUAUUAAUGUGUAUUUUAAUAUGGUUAUUGAUGAUUCUUCCAAGAUUCGGUAUUACUAUUCGAUAUGUAAUGAAUGGAACCGAUGCAAAAAAACUUUUUCCAUUACCAACUUAUUACAUUUUUGAUGUAUCUGAAACUCCAUAUUUCGAAAUAACAUAUACUCUUCAAUCUAUCAGUCUUUUAAUAGCGGCAUUUUGUUAUGCUGGAGUUGAUAAUUUUUUUGGAAUAUUGAUCCUUCAUAUUUGCGGCCAAUUAACAAAUCUUCGAUUUCAGCUAGCAAAUAUGAAAGAAUCAGAAACUUCUAAUUUUGUUUUAAUAGCUAUUGUAAAAGAUCAUAUACGACUUAUCAGAGCAGCAAAUGUGAUCGAAAAUACAUCAACACUUUUAUUUCUCAUUUUGUUACUUAAUUUUGGAAUUUGUACUUGUAUAUAUGGCUUUUUAAUAAUCACUAUAUACAUUGAAGAAGAGCAAUUUUCCCUGCUUCGAAUAAUAUAUUUAAUAUGUAAUUUUACAAACACAUUUCUUCAAACGUUUCUCUAUUUUAUGGCAGGACAAAUGUUAGUAACUCAAUCCGAGGAAAUACAUAAUGCUGCAUAUGAAUGCGAGUGGGUAAGUUUAAAAUACACGAAAGCAAAAAGUUUGAUCAUAAUUAUGGCAAGAUCAAAGAAGCCACUUUAUUUAACUGCAGGAAAAUUAUUUCCUGUGACGAUGUUAACAUUUUGCAAUAUAUUAAAAAUUUCGCUCAGCUAUAUAUCCUUCUUAUUAACAAUAUUAUAA
This is a messenger RNA of Apis florea (little honeybee), 1598 nucleotides long. RefSeq names its product odorant receptor 10. Gene Ontology annotation, molecular function: odorant binding; olfactory receptor activity. Gene Ontology annotation, cellular component: plasma membrane. NCBI's taxonomy places the organism in Eukaryota, Metazoa, Arthropoda, Insecta, Hymenoptera, Apidae. The record is from RefSeq and is a predicted model, not a curated record. Gene Ontology annotation, biological process: detection of chemical stimulus involved in sensory perception of smell; sensory perception of smell.